GAACCAUUCCCAACACCCCUCCAUCUUAUGAAUAUGGUUUAUAUCCCCAUAAUGAAUAUAGAGCUGAUUGUUUCGUUCUUAUUUAGUUCCUCCUCACGGUGGUGGUGGUAUCGGUUUGGACAGAGUCGUGGCAUGGUACUUGAACUUACCCUCCGUUCAUUUGGCCGCUUAUUAUCCUAGGACUCCCAAACGGCUAUUUCCUUAGAAGGGUAGUCAAAUUAUUAGAAAUGUCUAGAUCGAUCUAUGUAUGCAAAACACCAAGACGAAGAGUAAACGUCCUAGAGAAUAACGAUAAUCUCUUUUGUGAUAAGUCAAGGUGAAGGCGCCAAUGCCGGGCAGGCCAGGUUAUGCACCUAACCAGGCUCUCCACAAGGUCGCAUAUUUAUGAGCCGCUGCCCCACUAAAAUUUUCUGUCUGCCGCGCCCUGGAUCAAUAGCGUUGAUCUGCUAUCAACUGAAUUUCCCAUCGCUCAAUGUGAAUCGCAAUCUCUGCUUGUCUACCUUUUUGCAAUAGUAGACUAUUACUCUCACUUCUAGAAAAUAUCUUAUCUCACCCAAGAGUCUUCACUGUCCUCCCAUAGCGACCAGAAACCUGUAAAAUGCCUUCCUCUAAGAAGCGAAAGUCUCACGACGAUGACCCCGCUACUUCUACCACAGCAACCACCGCGAUAGAGAUACCGAGCAAGAAGCGAAGACGUGCGAGUGCUGGUGAGGGCGGAGAGGAUUCCAAGCUUGAGCGAAAGAAGAGCAAGAAGUCGAAGAAGGACAAGAAGAAGGACGUUGUCGAGGAAGAAACACAAGAUGUCACAGGCCCUGAAGCAGAAGCAGGCGUAGAGCGGGGGUCAGGCGCCGCAAAGACCUCAGAAACAACAGAUUCCAAACCCGUUUCCUCCAAAAGCAAAAAAGAGAAGAAAAAGAAGCCCUCGGCCACGCCAACCCCAUCCGAAGCACCAAAGACGGAAACCUCCCCCGCCGAAACGAAGACAGAAGCCGACGCAGCUACAGCAGAAGAAGGCGAACACGACGCCAAAAAGCGCUUCAUCGUCUUCGUGGGCAACCUGCCCUACAGCGCGACGCCAGAGCAGAUAACGACGCACUUCGCCUCGGUCCACCCGACCGCCGUCCGGCUGCUGCACCAGAAGCACGACCCGACGCGGUCGCGCGGGAUCGCGUUCGUCGAGUUCGCGCGCUACGACCACAUGAAGACGGCGCUGAAGCUCUUCCACCACAGCGUCUUCAAAUGUCCUCCCCCUUCUUCUUCUUUUUCUUCUUCUUCUUCUUUUUUAAAAUCGAAUAAUAAAAAUCGCGGGACGCGUAAAUGGGGUGAACAAGGAGGGAGGGGAGGAGCAGGGGGGAGUGAGGGCAUGGAAGAGCGCAAGAUCAACGUCGAGCUCACCGCCGGCGGAGGCGGCAACACCGAGUACCGCCGCGAGCGCAUCCGCGCCAAGAACGAGAAGCUCAACGACGAGCGCGCGCGGCGGGCGCAGGAGGAGGCGCGGCUGAAGGAUAAGAAGGAGCGGGAGAAGGGGAGGAAGAAUGGUAAUGCUGGUGGUGGAGAAGGGGAAGGGGAAGGGGAAGGGAAAUCUGGUGCGCCGGAUGCUGUUCAUCCAAGUAGGCGGAGACGCGUUCAUGGAGCGGCGUAAUGGGACGGAUGGAAUGGGGAAACUCUUUUUUUUGAUACCCAUUGAUUGUGAAAAGUACGACGACAAUGUAGAUACAGUGCUAAGAGCCAGGAGGGAGACAGACUGCUUCCUUCGUUGUGAGUCUAGGGAAGAGAGGCACCCAAUUCUCCUAACAAAAUGACAUUGCAAAUACUAAACAACUUGAAAACGGCAAUAUAGAACGUUGAC
Xylaria bambusicola is the source of this 1849-nucleotide messenger RNA. RefSeq lists its product as uncharacterized. The record is from RefSeq and is a predicted model, not a curated record. Gene Ontology annotation, molecular function: RNA binding. NCBI's taxonomy places the organism in Eukaryota, Fungi, Ascomycota, Sordariomycetes, Xylariales, Xylariaceae. Bases 599 to 1642 code for a protein of 347 amino acids. The transcript has a single exon.